This is a messenger RNA of Zootoca vivipara (common lizard), 942 nucleotides long. RefSeq names its product olfactory receptor 6B1-like. The record is from RefSeq and is a predicted model, not a curated record. Gene Ontology annotation, biological process: G protein-coupled receptor signaling pathway. Gene Ontology annotation, cellular component: membrane. Lineage: Eukaryota; Metazoa; Chordata; Lepidosauria; Squamata; Lacertidae. Gene Ontology annotation, molecular function: G protein-coupled receptor activity; olfactory receptor activity.
GAGAUGAAGAACCAAACUAUCAUCUCUGAAUUCAUCCUCCUGGGGUUUCCCGCUGGGCUGGAGAUCCAGAGUUUUCUUUUUGUGGUCUUCUUCAUCACUUAUAUACUAACAGUCACGGAGAACCUGAUUAUUAUCUCUGUAGUAAAAGGAAACCGGAACCUUCACAAGCCCAUGUAUUUCUUCCUGGGAAACUUGUCUUUCUUAGAAAUUUGGUAUAUCACUGUCACACUUCCAAAAUUGCUGGUAGACUUCUGGUCACAGACCAAAGUAAUCUCCUUUGAGAGUUGCAUGGCACAACUCUACUUCUUUAUCUCCCUUAUGUGCACUGAGUGUGUCCUCCUAGCAGUCAUGGCAUAUGAUCGCUAUGUAGCCAUAUGCAACCCACUUCGUUAUCCGGUUAUCAUGACCCAUAGAUUAUGCUUCCAGUUAGGUGUGCUCUCCUGGGUGUGUGGUUUUUCCAUCUCCUUGGUCAAGGUCACUUUCAUCUCUAGACUGAGUUUUUGUGGGCCUGGGGUCAUUAAUCACUUUUUUUGUGACAUCUCCCCUGUUCUCAACCUCUCCUGCACUGACAUGUCAGUGGCUGAGUUCGUCGAUUUCAUUUUAGCAUUGGUCAUCCUCCUCAUCCCAUUGUCUGUUACUAUUCUGUCCUACCUUUUUAUCAUCAAUUCAAUCUUCCGUAUCCCCACAACCCAAGGGAAGAAAAAAGCCUUCUCAACUUGUGCUUCACACCUCACAGUGGUCAUCAUCUUUUUUUCGACAACAGUCUUCAUGUACGCUCGACCUAGAAAAAUUCAUCCCUUUAAUCUCAACAAAAUAGUGUCCAUUUUCUAUGCUGUGGUCACGCCAGCUCUCAACCCUCUCAUCUAUUGUCUGAGAAAUAAAGAAGUAAAAGAGACGUUGAAGAAAAAUGUGGGCAGAAAAUGCUGGCUUGGCUCAAAAUAA